Messenger RNA from Platichthys flesus (European flounder), 5747 nucleotides. RefSeq names its product receptor-type tyrosine-protein phosphatase mu-like. The transcript has 38 exons. Gene Ontology annotation, biological process: protein dephosphorylation. The coding region runs from base 231 to 4733 and encodes 1500 amino acids. Gene Ontology annotation, molecular function: protein binding; protein tyrosine phosphatase activity. Gene Ontology annotation, cellular component: membrane. The record is from RefSeq and is a predicted model, not a curated record. NCBI's taxonomy places the organism in Eukaryota, Metazoa, Chordata, Actinopteri, Pleuronectiformes, Pleuronectidae.
UCUCUCUCUCAAACAGAGGAAAAAGAAAGGAGAGAGAAACGACUCAGUUUCUGUCUGAGUCGCUUUACCUCUCUGUGUGUGUCUGUGUGUGUGUCUGUCUGCGUCAGAGCGACAGACAGGAGGACGGGAGGAGGAGAAGAAGAAAUAGAAGAAGACGAAGAAGUAAAAGGACGAAAGGAGAAGAAGUGUUGCCCCCCCCCCCCCUCGCUCCGGAGGGUCUCGGUGUGAACAUGGAGCGAACUGGAACUUUCCUGCUGUACGCGUGCGUGUCUGUGCUUUCACUUGGACUAACGGGCACGCGCGCUGACACCUUCAAAGCCUGUCUGUCUGGUCAGUCUCCAGACUGUACUCUGGUCCAGUCCAAAGACGACGACUUCGACUGGGAGCAGGGAGACGCCGGGGACCGACCUGCCGGCAGCAGCUGGAUCCCUGCAGGUUCCCCCUUCCUGUUUGUGAACACAUCAGGCCGUCAUGGUGGUCAACGGGCUCAGCUGCUGCUGCCCCCCCUCAAAGAGAACGACACGCACUGUGUCAGCUUCCUGUUCUACCAGGGGGGGGGACGUGAGGGCGCUACACCCGCCACGCUCAACGUCUACGUCAAAGAGAACAACAGUCCUCUGGGAAUUCCCGUCUUUAACUCCUCAGGCCCCGCCUACCAUAUCUGGAAGGGGGUGGAGCUCGCUGUCUCCACCUUUUGGCCAAACUACUACCAGGUUGUGUUCGAGGCUGUCAGCACCGGUCACAGAGGAGUUCUGGCCAUCAAGGACAUCACACUACAGGGACAUCAAUGCAUGAGUACGCCUCACUUCCUGCACAUCAAAGGUGUCGAGGUGAACGCCGGACAGACGGCGACGUUUCACUGCACCGUGAACGGACGCCCACAGAACAACCUGCUGCUCUACCUGCAGGGGAUGGCCGGGCGCCAGGCGCUGGUGAGGGAAACCAAGCCGGUGAACUCCCGGCGCUACGUGGCGAGCUUCGACGUGGAGAACACGACCAAAGGCGAUUCGGGACGCUAUCGCUGCAUCGCCCAAUCGGAGCGAGGCGUCGGCGUGUCAUCGUACGCUGACCUCACAGUGAAACAGCCUCCCGUACCAAUCGCCCCCCCCCAGCUGACGGCAGUGGGCGCCACCUACCUGUGGAUCCAGCUCAACGCAAACUCAAUCAACGGAGAUGGACCAAUCAUAGAGAGAGAGGUGGAGUACCGCACCAUGCUGGGCAUGUUGAUUGACACCACCCCGGUGGAUAAGCCCACCCACAAGAUCGGACACCUGGACCCCGACACCGAGUACGAGGUCAGCGUGCUGCUCACCAGGCCCCUGGAGGGAGGCACGGGAAACCCCGGGCCACCGCUCCGAGCUAGGACCAAGUGUGCAGAUCCGAUGCGCGGCCCGCGGCGUCUGGAGGUCGUGGACGUUCAGUCCAAACAGAUGACGGUUCGAUGGGAACCGUUCGGAUACAACGUGACGCGCUGCCACAGCUACAACGUGACCGCACAGUACCACUACAGACCAGCAGGGGCCGCCAGCAGGGAGCGGGUGAAGGAGGAGGUGAGGGAGGAGGUGGUGUACGACCCUCUGAGCAGCGUGCCGCAGCACACCGUGAGGAACCUGCCGCCGUUCACCAACGUCAGCCUGAGACUCGUCCUCAGCAACCCAGAGGGACGCAAGGAGAGCGAGGAGCUGCUGGUGCUGACCGACGAGGACGUUCCUGGAGCGGUUCCCGUGGACUCGGUGGUCGGCAGCAGCUACGAGCAGCAGAUCAGUCUGAGCUGGAGAGAACCGCUGCAGACGUACGGCCUCAUCCGCCAGUACGAGAUCUCUUACAAAGCUCUGAGCUCCUUCGACACAGAGUUCGAUCUGUCCAAUCAGAGCGGCAAGGUAUUCAAACCGACUAAUGAGACGAGUCACGUGUUCACGGGCCUCUACCCAGGCUCCACCUACUCCUUCACAAUAAGAGCCUCCACCGUUAAAGGCUUCGGACCUCCAGUGAUCACACAGUUCACCACCAAGAUCUCAGCUCCGCUGAUGCCAGCGUACGACCAGGAGUCUCCUCUGAACCAGACCGACUCCACCGUCACUCUCCUGCUGCGACCAGCUCAGAGCCGAGGAGCACCAGUCAGUAAGUACCAGGUGGUGGUGGAGGAGGAGCGCCCCCGCAGGCAUAGCAGAGGUACUGCAGAGAUCCUGCGUUGUUACCCGGUGCCCAUUCACUUCCAGAACGCGACGUUGCUCAACUCGCAGUAUUACUUCAGCGCAGAGCUGCCGAUGAGUGAGAUGAGGAGCCCCAUACCCUUCUGUGUCGGUGACAACAGGACGUACAGUGGUUACUGGAACGCUCCUCUGCUGCCUCAUAAGAGUUAUGGUAUCUACUAUCAGGCCGUCAGCACUGCCAAUGGGGAGACAAAGAUCGACUGUGUGCGAGUGGCCACUAAAGCUGCUAUAAUCGUCACCCAGCUCACGACGCCGUAUAUCCGAGUCGCCCCGGCAGCAGGCGACAAGCAGCUGACAGGAGCUGCGACCAGAAAACCAGAACCAGAGCAGGAGAAUCAGUCGGAUCACACGGUGAAGAUUGCUGGAGCCAUCGCUGGCGUUCUGCUCUUCAUCAUCAUCUUCCUUGGAGUCAUCCUGCUGAUGAAGAAACGACGAAGAAACUCUCAGUCCUACACUUACUACCUGAAGUUGGCGAAGAAGAGGAAGGAAACUCUGAGCUCCAGACAGGAAAUGACUCUAAUGGUCAACAACUCCCAACACACAACCAUGGUGGACACACACUCACACACACUGAAUGGACGCACUGUUUCGUCUCCGUCCUCCUUCACCCUGAAGUCAAAUACCAUCAGCACCUCCGUCCCCAACUCCUACUACCCAGAUCCCUUCGUACCGACGGCCAUUCUGGAUGACAGUCACACGAUGACCAGUGAAACCAGCAGCCUGGUCCAGUCCCACUACAAACAGAGAGAGUCCGAGCGCGAGGCUCCGCCCUACCAGACGGGGCAGCUGCACCCGGCCAUCCGAGUGGCCGACCUGCUGCAGCACAUCACCCAGAUGAAGUGCGCUGAGGGGUACGGCUUCAAGGAGGAGUACGAGAGCUUCUUUGAGGGACAGUCUGCUCCAUGGGAUUCUGCCAAAAAGGACGAGAACCGCAUGAAGAACCGUUAUGGAAACAUCAUCGCCUACGAUCACUCUCGUGUGCGUCUGCAGCCUCAGGACGGAGAGAGUGGGUCCGACUACAUCAACGCUAACUAUGUGGACGGAUACCACAGACCCAAUCACUACGUCGCCACCCAGGGUCCGAUGCAGGAGACGGUGUAUGAUUUCUGGCGGAUGGUUUGGCAAGAGAACACCGCUGCCAUUGUCAUGGUAACCAACCUCGUGGAGGUGGGGCGGGUGAAGUGUUGUAAGUACUGGCCUGACGACACAGAGAUCUACGGCGACAUGAAGGUGACGUUGAUUGAGACUCAGCUGCUUUCAGAGUACGUGAUCCGAACCUUCGCUGUGGAGAAGAGGGGCGUGGCAGAGAUCAGGGAGAUCCGUCAGUUUCAUUUCACCGGUUGGCCCGAUCACGGCGUACCGCUUCACGCCACUGGCCUGCUGGGAUUCAUCCGACGUGUCAAGGCCAAAACUCCGCCCACUUCUGGCCCCACCGUGGUUCACUGCAGUGCGGGGGCGGGGCGGACAGGUUGUUUCAUAGUGAUUGACAUCAUGCUGGACAUGGCUGAGAGAGAGGGUGUGGUCGACAUAUACAACUGUGUCAGAGAACUGAGAGCCCGAAGAGUGAACAUGGUGCAGACGGAGGAGCAGUAUGUCUUCAUACAUGACGCCAUCUUGGAGGCGUGUCUCUGCGGCGACACAGCGAUUCCAGCCAAUCAGCUGCGGUCGGUUUAUUAUGAGAUGAACCGAUUGGAUCCUCAGACAAACUCCAGUCCAAUCAAAGAGGAGUUCAGGACUCUGAACAUGGUGACACCGACGCUGCGGGUGGAGGACUGCAGCAUCGCCCUGUUGCCUAGAAACCACGAAAAGAACCGGUGCAUGGACGUGCUGCCUCCGGACCGCUGCCUCCCCUUCCUCAUCACCAUCGACGGGGAGAGCUCCAACUACAUCAACGCUGCGCUGAUGGACAGCUACAAGCAGCCGUCGGCCUUCAUCGUUACCCAGCAUCCUUUGCCCAACACGGUAAAAGACUUCUGGCGUCUGGUGCUUGACUACCACUGUACGUCCAUCGUCAUGCUGAACGACGUUGACCCGGCUCAGCUGUGUCCUCAGUACUGGCCGGAGAAUGGUGUCCAUCGUCUGGGUUCGCUGCAGGUGGAGUUUGUCUCUGCUGAUCUGGAGGAAGACGUCAUCAGUCGCAUCUUCAGGAUCUACAACACAGCCAGGCCUCAGGACGGGUACCGUAUGGUGCAGCAGUUCCAGUUCCUGGGUUGGCCGAUGUACCGGGACACGCCCGUGUCCAAGCGCUCCUUCCUCAAACUGGUUCAUCAAGUGGACAAAUGGCAGGAGGAGUACGACGGCGGCGAGGGGCGCACGGUGGUGCACUGCCUGAAUGGCGGCGGUCGCAGCGGAGUCUUCUGCAGCAUCAGCAUCGUGUGUGAGAUGUUGCGACAGCAGAGAUGUGUUGACGUCUUUCACGCUGUCAAAACUCUGAGGAACAACAAACCCAACAUGGUGGAUCUGCUGGAACAGUAUAAAUUCUGUUAUGAAGUUGCUCUGGAGUAUCUCAACUCUGCUUAACUUCAACAAGAAUCUUCAUCGUGUUCACCCUCACCAGAAGAGGAGAAGGAGGUUUACUACUGACUGAAGGAGCAGAGGAGGAGGAAGAGGAGGAGGAAGAGGAGGAUGUAUUUGCACUGCCUUGUCAGACUGAAGUGUGACGUGCAGCAUGGACACACACUCACUCUGUUUGAUCUUAUUGUGUCACGUUGUUGUGUUUGUAUUGUUUAGUUGUGUUAAUGAACCAAAACCACGUCAGAGUCUGUGAUCGAUCAGAUCGAUAAUCAAUUCCGAACCCCCCCGACACCCAACCAGACAACUGCACCCUCAAAAUAAAAGCUUCUGAACCCACUGGUAUCACCUCCUGUCCUGUCAAAAUAAAAGAUGAUUGUUGAAUAAGAUACUAAAAUGAUCGAUGAAUCAAUAAUCAUCUCACACGUCAGCGCUUCUUCUUCUUCUUCAGUUUCAGCUGAAAUGAGGUUUGUGUUUCAGAAGCAAGAGUUGACUGAGAACUGAGCCCUGUGGGACACCGUACAUUCAACUAUAAACUUUGAACCUUAGCGAUCAGCUGAUCGAUGAUGAAACUCAGCGGCUCGUUCUGACCACACCACCUCAAGAGAAAAGUUGUGUGAAGAAGUUUGUCCGUCCUGUUGUGUGUCUUCUUCGUUGGUGCUUGAUGUCGACCGUCUCAGUCGUCAGCAGCCGUUUGUUCAUAUUGUAAAUAAAUCAACAGGAAACAGGAAGAAGAAUAUUUAUUCCUCCAGUCGUGGUCAGUGUCGUCAUGGUCGAUCUGCAGAAGCACAGAGAGAGAGAGAGAGAGAGAGAGAGAGAAUUAUGUUGCAUGAUUUUAAUCGUUGGAGCAGCUGAACCACAGCUACACCAGGAAACGACUCCACUCUGCUGACACGUGGCUCAUGUUGGUUGAACCCUGUUAGUUUGUGGCUCUGGUGCUGAUGAGAACUUUGUUGUGAUGAAAUAUAUUAUUUAUGUUGUUAUGUAUAUUCAAAAUAAAAAUCUCUAUACACAUGUCACCGA